Messenger RNA from Peniophora sp. CBMAI 1063, 1002 nucleotides. Lineage: Eukaryota; Fungi; Basidiomycota; Agaricomycetes; Russulales; Peniophoraceae. The record is from the annotation of a GenBank genome assembly.
AUGACGCCAAAUCACCACUCCUGGCACGGAGUGAUACUCGCUUUUGUGACGCUGCCGCCCGUAUUGUUCGCACUAUAUUUCUUUAGCCAGUUCCCGCGCGUCCCGGACGCGAUCGAGAUACAUCCGUCGCUCGCUAGUCUGUCCGCGAGCCACAGGGUCGUACAGAUAUAUCCGGAGGACAUUUACGAGGGCGGCGCGUACUUCGAUACGCCGCAUGGACGGACACGUUAUUGGCUCGUCGGGCCUCAGAAAGGAAAGAAGGUCGUACUCAUCCACGGCCUCUCGAUCCCCUCCAUCGUUUGGAAGGACGUCGUCGCUGUGCUCACAGGGAAGGGGUACCGUGUCUUAGUUUACGAUCUGUACGGGCGAGGAUACUCUGACGCACCGGCUACGACCUAUGACGCCGCGCUCUACGCCACACAACUCGCGCUCCUGAUGCAACAUGUCAAGUGGGACAAGGCCUAUGUGGCGGGGCUAUCUAUGGGCGGUGGUAUAGCUACUGCAUUUAGCACAUGGUUCCCUCACCUUGUGGAUGGCAAGGUCGCGCUCAUCGCGUCUGCCGGCUUAAUUCAGCCUAGCGAAAUGUCGCGCACAACGCGAUUCAUGUCCUCACCGCUUGUGCAAGCAGCCGCAGACAGCUUUCCCGGCCGUAUGUACAUGCAGCGCAUGGCCGACUCUUCACACUCGAAUCCCAUUAUGGAGCUUCUGCGCAUUCAGUCUGCGUACUUGAAGGGCUAUAACUCCGCGAUUGCCUCGUCCCUGCGGGACGGUCCUAUCCGCGGUCUGGAGUGGGCGUUCCAGUCCCUUGCGUCUUCCGAUAAUGACGUACUGCUCAUUUGGGGUACGGACGACGACACCGUGCCCUACCGACAUGCAGGAGUUAUGAACAAGAUGAUACCCCGAUCCAAGCUGGUCACCAUUGACGGCGCAGGUCACGACCUGACCAUCGCCCACCCCGAGGUCGUGGGCGGGGCGCUCGCCGACUUUUUCAAGGCAAAGUAA